GAUUUGCUUAGUUAGACUUUGUUAUGUAAUGAACUGGAUUCUUUUGGGCAAAACUCCAUUCUUACAUCUAACUCCCUUCCAAAGUCUCCUCCAGAGGAAGUGAACAAGAAAGUGUCCUGUUUAGAGGACGAGAAGUCCAAAUUCCUUCCAUGUGAGGAGACAGGACUCAGCUUGUAAUGAGACGUUCAUCAUUUUCCUGUCAUUCGGCCACUAUUGACUUCUACAGAACAGCAUGUUCCCAAGGGACAAAAGCAUAUAAACAAGCAAAGUCUUGGACAAGAAAAUGAAGAUCUUUUUAAAUGUUUAUGGAAGAGGGAGAAAGAGCUGUGUCAGGAAAACUGCCAUGUUAGCACAAAGAAUGGAAGUGGGAGGAAUUAAAAAAAUAAAUAAAAAAAUCCUGUGUUUGGGUAUAAAACUCUCAGGAACAAGCAGCUGAAAGAAAGCAAACAGAAAAAGAGGGAGAAAGAAACAAGGAAGCUUUCAGAUAAGGUGAAAGGAGGAGGAAAAGUGUCGGACAGCUGCAGAGAGGGAGGAGGCUAAAACAAAACAGAGCUGUAUAGAGGUGAACGAUAGAGCGAGACAGAGCUGAAAGUGAUGUGAAAGGAGGAGAGAAGGCUGCUGUUGAGUGAACAUCCGGAGUUGUGAAUAUAUGCAGUAAAACAGAGGGAUUUAUGAAGUGAAGUGAUUUGAAGUGGAGAUGAGUCUAGCAGUGAUUCUGGCGGCUGUAGUGGGCUUCAGCGCUCUGUCUUCCUGUAACUCUGGCGAGAACACCACGAGACCGGCCAUCACAACAGCUGAUCUGUCUCAGGUGAGAGUGUUCAAUGAGGAGAUGGUUAGAGGGCGAGGGGACACUCCUGACGUCAUAGAACCUGAACCCACCACUGCAGUCUCUGAAAUGGAGAGCACUUACAACUACAUCUUGUCUAGACUGGCAGCGAUGGAUCAGGCUAUCCACAGGCUUAAUGUGGGACAUUACACAUUGGACAUUAAAGUUACACAACUGUUGGAAAGAAUGUCCCGACUUGAGAAUAGAUUAGGCGACACUGAGGAUGCCAUUCAACAAGUCUCGUCCUACUGCAAGGACAAUCGCAAAGAGAUCGGACGACUAGAGGGCUGCCAGAAAGGCCGUAAAAUGGGUUACAAAUGCUUCCUGGCAUACCGUGUGUAUGAGACCUAUGCAGAUGCAUCCGAGAAGUGUCAGGAGCGGGGAGGACGCAUGGCUAUGCCACGAGAUCGCAAGGAGCAGGAAGCAUUGGCUGAAUAUGUGAAAUCAGUAUUCCAUGGAAACUGGCCUGUGUGGCUUGGGAUCAAUGAUGAGCGCUCUGAAGGCCUGUACCUAUUUGAGGACACAACUCGUGUCACUUACUUCCAGUGGAGGAAGCACUUCCUGUCAAGCCAGCCAGAUGGAGGGAAACGAGAGAACUGUGUAGCCAUGUCUUCAGAUGAUGGAGACUGGUGGGACACCUACUGUGAAAGACGCAUGUAUUAUCUGUGCGAGUUUGAUGUUUAACCUCGAUACUUUCCUAAAUGGCGUCUAAUUAAGAUUUUUUUUUUUUUUUUUUUUUUUGUAAAUAUGAA
Cyprinus carpio (common carp) is the source of this 1578-nucleotide messenger RNA. Its product is annotated as C-type lectin domain containing 11A. NCBI's taxonomy places the organism in Eukaryota, Metazoa, Chordata, Actinopteri, Cypriniformes, Cyprinidae. The record is from RefSeq and is a predicted model, not a curated record.